GAGAGAGAACUCACUGUUUUUGUUAUUCUAAGUGUAAGCAAGAAAAAAGAGAAGGGCAUGGUUAAGGAGGCUAAAGCUCAAGCAAAAGUUAGGGUUGGAAUUGAAACCCUUUGGAAAGCUUUGGUUAAAGACUUGAGAUUUAUCAUUCCAAAGCUCAUGCCUAACACCGUUGAAAAAAUUGAGCUCAUUCAUGGAAAUGGUGGCCUUGGCUCUGUCUUCCUCUUCCAUCUUGGCCGUGGUGUGAAGAUUGUGAAAAUCCAGAAGGAAAGGAUUGUAGAACUUGAUGAGACAAAACAUGAAUUUGGGCUAGAAGUGAUGGAAGGAAUUCUCUUAAAAAGAGGAUUUUCUUCUUUUAAGACAACAUUUAAGCUUUCUUCCAUGAAAGAGAAAGAAACCCUAGUAGAUGUCAAGGUUGUUUAUGGGACUGAAAGAGAUGAUGAAGAUGAAGUUCACAUGGAAGAAGUGGCAACUAAGCCAGCUCUUUCUUUUCUCCAACUCUUGGAAAAGUUUCUUAUUGAUUCAUCUUCUUAAUUAAAAAAAAAAAAAAUCUCUUGUUUAGUCUCUUUCUUUCAUGUGUGUUCUCAUCUUAGUUGAUAUUCUAAUA
Molecule: messenger RNA, 604 nt
Organism: Cucumis melo (muskmelon)
Lineage: Eukaryota; Viridiplantae; Streptophyta; Magnoliopsida; Cucurbitales; Cucurbitaceae
Product: phytohormone-binding protein-like
Exons: 2
Coding region: 58-531 (157 amino acids)
Biological process (GO): defense response; abscisic acid-activated signaling pathway
Cellular component (GO): nucleus; cytoplasm
Molecular function (GO): abscisic acid binding; protein phosphatase inhibitor activity; signaling receptor activity
Source: RefSeq, a predicted model, not a curated record